UGUGGUGCGGGGGAAGUCUUAUCAUAGAAUUCACACCACAUAACGGUGUUUCUAAUUUCAUUUUAAUCGAAUAUUGCUCUUUAAUUUUGUUGUGAUCAUUGACAAAGUUUCACACUAGCCUCCGAAAAUGUUUCGAUCGAAGAAAGAAGUCGACCGACACGUGAAAGACAUUUUUACCAAACUUAAGAGCUCAGAGGAGAAAAAUCUUCGGUACUAUAAUAUUGCAAAACUAUAUUAUCAAGUUGGAGAUUAUGAAUCUGCAAAAAAAUAUGUUUCUAAUUAUUUGGAAAUCAGAGAUAAAUCUGCAGGAGCUCAUAAAUUAUUAGGUCAAACUCUUGAAGCAUUAGGACAGAAGGAAGCUGCAUUUACACAAUAUAAAAUAUCUCUUGAAUUAGAACCAAAGCAAGAUGAUCUUAUUUUAAAAGUUUGUGAACUGUUAGCUGAUUCAGAUGUCAAUAUAGAUAUGAAUAAAAUUAAAUACUGGGUAGAAAGAGCUGAUAAAAAGUUUCCGCAUCAUCCAAUAGUAUUUCAAUUAAAGGAAAAAAUGUUAACUUUAGAAAAACCAAAUGGUAAUGAUGAAGACUUAGAAAAACUUAUUACCUCUGAAUUAUCGGUACGGCAAACAGAUGUGCAUCUCCAAGUGAAAUUAUUGAAGCACUAUAUAGGAAAUAAUAGACUUGAAGAUGCAUAUAACCAUGCUGUUGGAAUUGAGGCAACGCACAGUCACAGAAAUAGUAUUAUAUGGUAUCAAUCAUUAAGCGAAUUACUUGUAAAAUGUAAAGAGAAUAAAGAGUCAGAUUGGACAUUUUGGGUGUUCUACAUUUCUGUGUUAGAAAGAUACGCAGCGCUUUGUCUCAAAGAACAGGGUAAUAUUGUUAAGAAAAGUAUACCAGAUGCUAUACAAGCAGUAUUUAAUUUUGAUCAAAGUUUAACUGAAUUUCAAGAGGAACGUUUUCCUAAUCAUCCUACUUUUACUGAACACAUGAUGUUGCAUAUGUGGGGUCAGUUACACUUUCAUUUGGCCUGUUUAGUUUUGCGAAAGACUAAAGCAGGAGAGGACAGUUGGUCCGAAGCAGGAAGAUUGUGCGCACCUCUUUUGUUAACUGCAUUGCACGUUACACCUAUAGAUCCUACCGCUGUAUGGACUAUGCAUUUGAUGGAUCGACUUAAGAAUCAAGUGCAUGUAUGGUAUAGAGAAGGAUCUUACAGAUGUAGCCAAGCCGGUCAUGUGCUUCAAGAUUAUGCUCGAGAUAACGAGAAGAAAUUAUUGGACAGAAUUGAUAAAUUUUGCACGAGUUCGUGGCGUCAACGAGUUUACCAGAGAAUCUUUGUCGGCCGUAUGUAUCAAGACGGUAAAACAACUUCGUAUUCCGCAAAUUGUACCAAUUCGAAUCCACCGCUACGCCUGUGUUCGUUUAACGAACUAAAACGAUUUGAUGAAAUUUCGGAGGAAGUAUGGCCAGAUUCGUUGCAUCAUCAAGUAUGGCUUGGUUUAAGAACCAGACCUCCAAAUUCACAAAAUAAGGAUAACGAGCCUCGUCCGAACCAAACAUCACGGGUAUUUUGUGAAUUGCAGUUUUCCGUUUACAAUCUAUCGCAAGCAUCUCCGGAUAGUUUGAGCCGUCUCGACGUCGAUGCGUUCUUAAAUGCAGCAAUUCUUUGCGCUUCUGCUGUGUCAGGAGAACAACAACUGAGCGGACUCUUAAAUCCUGAAAAAUUACCGACAUUGCCAGCAGAUCUUACCAACACACUCUGUACUUGUGCUCAAGAGAAAUGGUGGACCUAUGCUUACAAAGUGUAUUCUAUGGAUAAGAAAACACCGCUCGAUGAUGAUCUUGGAGAAUUGAGAUUAGAAUUGCAACGGGGAUUGGAAGUAAUUCGUUGUCUUGGAAAUCAUGGAUUACACCCUGUUAUAUUAGUUCAUUUAGCACGAAUAUUUCAUUAUAGAGCCGAAAAAUUAAAAGAAUUAGACCAAGAAAACAGUGACAUACCAGACUUAGAGGCACGCUCUGAAAUGUAUUGGUCAACUGCUGUUCCUCUUCUCGAAAGAUUACAAAAUAAUCAAGUAAUUCGUAUAACGAAUACUAAAUUCUUUAAUUAUCAAGGAAAAGAAAUGAGUAAUGCGGAAGUUAGUAAAGCAUUAGAAGAGGGUAAAUUACUCCUAGCUCAGCGUCUUGUACGGGAGAAGUUAUACGAAAAAGCUAUCGACGCGUUACAGGCAUUAAAAUGUCCAGAGGCUUCGUUUCUUCAGGGUCAAAUGUACGAGAAGCUUGCAGACGAAAUUGUAAGCUCUAUACCCAAAGAAAGUUUAACAUCCGAAAUGAGGUCGCAACAUAUAAUUAUACUUUCAAAAGCUAGAGAAUGUUUUUACCUAACGUUAGACCGAUUGCGCAGUCCAGGAAUGAAUCCGAAACAUCCUCUGAAUUCAGAACUUUCUGCGCACAUAACCGAAAUCGAAAAUAAAUUGAAACGGAUUGAUCCAGAUUUAUCGCGGGGUGAUUUGAGUAGAAACGAGUGUGACGGAAUGUCGGAUGAAAGUUACUCUUCAGCUCACAGUAUCGUAGACCAACAAGUUACGAACACACAGUUGCCGUUAACAGGAUUGAAUGCAUCGAUUAAUAUCCUUAGUACACCUCAGAAAAAUGCUCAUCGUACACCGAAACAAUCUAGUACCCCUUACAGACCGCAGCAUCAGGACAUACUGGAUUUAUCACGGAAUCGUAGCGAGGCACGUCCAAGUCCUGAACGUCUCGAUGCUCAAAUUCGUGCAAUCAAUCAAAUGAUUCAUUCGAAAGAUAAUAUGAUACAGUCGAUAACAGAACAGAAUAAGACAAUAUUGGAAUUAAACAAAACCGUAAUGGAAAAGGUUGAAGAGCUAGCAAAAGAAGUAGCAGAAUUGCGAAAAGAAAUUCAGAAGCAACGUAGCCAACCGACUGACGUUAAUCCUAAUUUGGAAGAGGAUUUGUGCGUUCUGAACGAAGACGACUAUAACGAUUUGAAUUACAAUGCAAACCAGUCGGGUCCUGCGUCUUCGAUAUCAGGAAAUAUAUUUCCACCCUCGCAUAGAAAUCCAUAUUCUCAAUUGGUAUAUCCCUCGGCUACCGCGUUCCAAGGAUAUUAUCCAACAGGAAUGCCGUUCACCGAUCCGAACGCGCAGGCUAUUCCUCCUUUGUAUCCGCCAAAUGUUUACUCGAUGCCGGUAUUGUAUCCUAGAACGAGAUCAAAAAUGCCCGAGAACGUGCUUCAACAGGGCAUAUUCACAGCAAGAGUGCCAACGCAAAUAUCAGAUCUUAUGCAGCCAGCAAGUCAGCCAAUGCAAAUGCCACUUCAGAAAGUAGAAACACCAAAACUAGAUACGAUUAUAAAAGACGUGCUUGUGAACAAAGUUCCGCCGGUUAACGUCGUUAUUACCACUUCUGACAUUCUUCCCACUACAGCACCAGUCGUUCAACCAACCCUCAGUGUAACAAUCCCUCCGCAUUUCAGACAAGGAAGUGUCCCAGCGCCGGUUGUUGCAGAACAGUCUGUUCCUCAUUGCUAUCAAAUUUCUAUGCCUUCUCAAGCUACUAUACCGACAACGGUCAAUCUUCCGCCUCUAUCAGCCACCCUAACAACAACUCCAGCGAGUAUUUCAGUUCCAGAACAAUUGAAACAGGAUAAUACAAUCAUUUAUUCAACUGCAUCUCCGAAUAGCUCGGAUCACGAACACGACCCAAUACCAGAUUUUGUUCCAGUUAUACCAUUACCAGCUGAAGUUAAAGUUACCACCGGAGAGGAAGGCGAAGAGACUCUGUUUUGCGCGAGAGCUAAACUUUACCGUUUCGUGGAUAACGAGUGGAAGGAACGCGGUACAGGUAACGUUAAACUGCUCAGAAACGAAGAGGGAAAAGUUCGUUUGCUUAUGCGAAGGGAACAGGUAUUAAAAGUAUGUGCGAAUCAUUUUAUCACACCCAACAUGGAGUUGACUGCUAAGUCAAACAAUGAGAAAACAUGGUUCUGGGUUGCGCACGAUUUCACUGAUGAGGAACUGAAAGUAGAGAAGUUUUGUAUUAGAUUCAAAACGGUGGACGAAGGUAUUUCCUUCAAAGAACAUUUUGAUAAAGCUAAAUCGAGUCUCUCGAAGAGCCCGGAAAAAGGAAACGAAACUACUGAUAAAAUUACUAAAAGUAAUGCUGCAAGUAACGUUAAAAAGUCUGAAAAAUCUAAAGUAGAAAGUAAGUCUACAGAACAGGCGGCGUUUACGUUUGGACAAACCGUUCAGAAACAACCUGCUGAAGCUACUACAACCACCACGGAAAAUCUUUCAAAAUCUGCAACAGUUGUCGGUGGUUUCUCAUUUAAAUCACCGCCAAUUAUUCAAAAAGUGGCUACCACCGAACCUGCGAAAGUAACUCCUAAACCAGAAGUCAGCCCGUUUGCUGGAUUUACAUUUAACAAGACAGCGACGAGCGCCGAAAGUUUCAUAACUACAACACAGAAAAGUACAGUCGUUGAAACGACGACUACGACUCAGCCGUUCGUUUUCUCGUUUGCGAAGACUACGGUUUCGCAACCAGGAACUACGGUGCUACCGAUCAGCACUCAAAGCGCAUCAAUUUCAUCUUCGCAACCAUCUGGUGUUGCCAUUACCAGCGAAAACGCUUCUGUGAACGUGCCUCAGUUUCCACUUAGAAGGCCACACGUUCCUCCACCAGGUGUAACUGUUUCGACGACUUCUGUUGUAGGCAUCCAAGACGACGAUAUUCCACAAAGUGAACAGGAAGUGCUGUUCAGCGACAGUACCAUUCUCCAGUACUGCAACAACGAUACUAAACAAUGGGAGAAGAGAGGAACAGGAGAGAUGAAGAUUUUAUGCAGUUCAAAAACAGGCAAAGCUCGUUUGUCAAUGAAAGAGCAGGGCAGUUCAAAAGUUCUUUACAAUUACAAUCUCUUAGCUAAAACGCCAUUUACAUUUGAGAAUGCUGGCAACACCAUAGUCAGUUGGAGCAUUCAGUAUGGAUCGGACAAUAAAACAGCGACGUUUGCUGCAACAUUUAAGACACCGUCUCAGGCAUCUUCGUUUUAUAAUGCAAUCGUUAACAAUCAACAGAAAAUGAUAAACGAUUGUAUUCCCGUCGCUAGUUUGAAGAAACAGGAAACAAAGCAAGCAAAUAAAGCUCAACCGUCCUUAAGCGAAAUGUUUAAACCUCCGGCAGGUUCCUGGGAAUGCGAUGCUUGCUACACGAGAAACGACGCAUCGAAUGUAAAAUGUUUAGCUUGCGAAACACCUCGGCCGGGAUCUAAUAAAACGUCUUCGGUUCCAGCGGUCGAAUCGAACGCUUCGGCUGCGAACCAAGGAUCUAUUUCUCAGAUGUUCAAACCAGCCGGUGCUUCAUGGAAAUGUAAAUGCGGCGUGGUAAACACAGGCGAAAGUAUCUAUUGCGUUAUCUGCGACGGACCGAAAGAUCCGUCUCUUCCACCAAAACCGAAAACUGAUGGAUUCAAAAUAAGCGGCAGUACUUCUGGACCUACGCCUACGUUUGCUUUCGGUAUUCCACAGGAUGCGAAUAAAAAGAGCACGAGCGGAUUUUCGUUUCGUUUACCAGCCUCUAAUAAUAUUUCUAAAGAUUCCAAGUCCUCGGACGAUACCCAGCCAGACAUGUCCGGUGCUAAGUUUAUCUUUGGAAUGCCUCAAACGCAAAGCGCAUCGUCGAACAAAAGUUCGACGUUAACUUUUGGAUCACCUGGUAAGUCGUUCGAGUUUAACUUUGCCUCGAAAUCUCCAACUAAAUCUCCUGGAGCUGAUGAGAAUAGCGAAGAGGAGGUAGUCGAAAGCGACGACAUUCAUUUCUCGCCGGUGAUUCCGUUACCGGAAAAGAUUGAAGUUAAAACAGGCGAAGAGGACGAAGAAGUUCUUUACAGUCACCGAGCGAAAUUGUUCAGAUACGAUAAUUCAGUGAACGAAUGGAAGGAACGCGGGUUGGGUGAUAUAAAAUUACUGCGACACAACGAAACUGGUAAAUUAAGGCUGGUAAUGAGGCGGGAACAAAUUUUGAAACUUUGCUUGAAUCAUUUUGUUCUCCCUGAUUUGGAGUUGAAACCGAAAGACGAAAAGACUUGGAUAUGGAACGCCGCUGAUUAUAGCGAUGGAGAAAUCGAACAUACGCUUUUCGCCUGUCGUUUUAAGACGCCUGAUAUCGCGAGAAAUUUCCAAAAUGUACUUGACGAUGCUAGGAAGGAGCAGAAGGUUCCAACAAUUAAAAAGGACACCGAAUCUAAAGAAGAAACAUCCGCCAAAAGUUCUCCGGUUCAGGAAAUCGAAGUUCUGUAUGAAGUAAAAGUGACUCCUGAAGAAAAGAAAGAAGCAUUGAAAUUACAGCUACCGGAGAACUUCUUUGCGUACAAACAGAAACCAGCUUGUCCUGGGUGUAGAGGUUGCGAGGAAGACAGCGAUGCUUCUGAAGAAGCACCGGUAUCAUCGAAAUUAUCUGUAGAAAAUCAAAAACCACAAACUACUGCAUCUACGAUGCAGUUCGCUUGGAAACCUAGUAAAAGUACAGCUAACGAAGUUACAACUAAUGCUAAUAUUUCUUCUGUUUUCAAGCCUGGAAUAUCUAGUACAAGCACACCGUUUUUUGGAACGAAUUCUCUUUCAACUACACCUACAUCGACUAUAUUUUUUGGAAAUACUGAUUCCACUGCAUUAAGCGAUAAGAAGAACACUUUUUCAUUUGGAAUGCCUCAGACUAGUGUGAACGAGACACAGAAAUCUGUAACUGAUACACAGAGCAUAUUCUCAACUGAUAAUUUAAAGAUAUGCAGUCCUAUGACUUCUCAAGUACAAACAACCACUGCGUCUUCUUUGUUCACAACCUCGGUUGCACCGACAUCUAUAACAUCCAUAUUUGGAGCAGCCAAAACGGAUCCAUUUAAUUUAAGUGCAGGGAAAAAUAUUUUUGGUGGAACAUCGAAGAAAGAUCCUUCUGGGUUACUAAAACCUAGCUCUCUCAAUGUCAGUACAACAAGUUCUGAAUCAGUAUUUUCGAACAGUUUCAAUUCUCAGUCGAAAACAAGUACUACAGGUGCACCUGUGUUUGGUAGCAGUGCUCCAAUUUUUGGAUCAGCAGUGAAAACCAGUACCGAAAGUACUCCACCUAUUUCAUCAUCGUUUAUAUCCACUACUACCACAAAUCCGACUAAUACAACCACCAAUUCGAUAUUCACUAAUACUUCUACACCAUUUUCAUUCAAUUCUAUUUUCGAUGGACAAAUGUCUUUUACAACUUCGAACGCCACAACUAAUACUUUUGGAACAACGUUAAUAACAAACGAAACUCACAAAGGAGCUGAUGUUCCUUUCUUGCCGGCUUCAGGCGAAUCAUUUUCAACUUUAGCAGCUAAAAGUUCUCAGCAAGGAUUUAAAAUAGAUCCAAAUUUCUCGUUUGCUGGUGCCGGGGCAGCUGUAUUUGGUUCUAAAUCAGCUACUAAUAAUUCCGUGCAAAAAGUGAGAGAAGAAACAACAGAAAAGAAAGAUGAAAACGACGAAGAAGAAAAUGAUCAAAAUGAGAAUGAUCAAGAACAUGAUCCUCAAUUUGAGCCAGUAGUACCAUUACCCGAUGUUGUUGAAGUACGUACUGGUGAAGAAGAGGAAGAAAAAGUAUUUAGUGAACGAGCUAAACUAUACAGAUAUGAUAAUGCAACACGUGAAUGGAAAGAAAGAGGUGUUGGAGAGAUGAAAAUUUUACAUCAUUCAACAUAUAGAACUUACAGAUUACUGUUACGUAGAGAUCAAGUUCAUAAAGUAGUGUGCAAUUUAUUGCUUACUCCAGAUAUUAGUUUUAACAGACUUUCGACUUCGGAUCGUGCUUGGAUAUGGGCAGGAAUGAAUUAUGCCGAGGAAGAACCGUGCUUAGAACAAUUGGCAGUUAAAUUUAGAUCUCCAGAACUGGCAACAAAGUUCAAGGAUACAGUUGACAGUAUUCAACAAACGCUAAGUGAAAUCCGAGAAAAAAGUACAGAAGGCAAUCCAAUAAUAGAAGAACCAGAAGAUGAAAAUGAAGAAGUGGAUGAAGUGGAACACGAAGAUGACGGUGAAGAAGAGGAGAAAGAGGGAGAUGAAGAGGAAGAAGACGAAGAAGAUGAUGAUCAAAAUUUUAUAAUUUUUGAAAAGAGAGCCACAUUGUUAGCCAAAGCAAGCAAAACAAGCGAUUGGAGUCCUGUAGCUUUAGGAACUUUAGUCAUUUAUUAUGACUCUAAUAUUUUUGGUGCAAAAAUAAUAUUAAAAGCGGAUGAAACAAAUAAAAUUGUGAGCAAUACGAUUAUCAGUAUGAAUACACAGAUGCAGGUUAGUGGAAAAGAAUGUAUUUGGACAGCAAUUGAUUAUGCUUUAAAUCCAGAAGCAAGACGUACUUUGAAAGCAGUUUUUUCGUCAAAUCUGGUCGCACAGCAAAUGUAUAAAUAUUUUCAAGAAGGAAUAGAAUAUGCAAUUCAAGCAGAUAUCAGUGAACAAUUCUAUGAAGAAGAAUAAAAACCAAUUCAACCCUGAACAUUUCUUAUAAUAAAGUAUUUCUUCUGAAUGUAAAACAUAUAAAUUUAGUUCAAUUCCAAUUUAUAGGAACUAUAUCAUUUUUAAUUCCAUCCUAUUUUUAUGGAUGUAAUUAUUUAAUGAGUGACUGUACAAAUUAUUUAAGGAUUUAUUAAUUGAAAAGAAACAAAUUUGUAUUAAAUUUAACGUGUUUUACUCACAAAAGAAUAUGCGCAAUAAUAUAUUAACAUAUUUAAUUAAUGAAAUAAAAUAUAUCAACCAACGGAUAUUUUU
Molecule: messenger RNA, 8797 nt
Organism: Osmia bicornis bicornis
Lineage: Eukaryota; Metazoa; Arthropoda; Insecta; Hymenoptera; Megachilidae
Product: RANBP2-like and GRIP domain-containing protein 8
Exons: 10
Coding region: 128-8506 (2792 amino acids)
Biological process (GO): intracellular transport
Cellular component (GO): cytoplasm; nuclear pore
Molecular function (GO): protein binding; GTPase activator activity
Source: RefSeq, a predicted model, not a curated record